AUGACAAGCAAAUUCGUGAAGUGUUCCAUAUUUAUAGUCACUUUUGACAUUGAUGCCAAUGACAUCCUCAAUGUUUCUGCUGUAGAUAAGAGCACAGGCAAGGAGAACAAGAUCACCAUCACCAAUGAAAAGGGCUGCUUGAGUAAGGAGGAUAUUGAGUGCAUGGUCCAGGAAGCUGAGAAAUACAAAGCUGAAGAUGAAAAGCAGAGAGAUAAGGUUUCCUCCAAGAAUUCCCUGGAGUCUUAUGCUUUUAACAUGAAGGCAACAGUUGAAGAUGAGAAACUUCAAGGAAAGAUCAAUGAUGAGAACAAACAGAAGAUCCUAGACAAGUACAAUGAGAUCAUCAGUUGGCUGGAUAAGAAUAAGACUACAGAGAAGGAAGAAUUUGAACACCAGCAGAAAGAACUGGAGAAAGUCUGCAACCCUAUAAUUACCAAGCUGUACCAGACUGGUGGUGGGAUGCCUGGAGGAAUGCCUGACGGCUUCCCUGGUGGAAGAGCUCCUCCAUCUGGUGGUGCUUCUUCAGGGCCCACCAUUGAAGAGGUGGAUUAA
Molecule: messenger RNA, 552 nt
Organism: Arvicola amphibius (Eurasian water vole)
Lineage: Eukaryota; Metazoa; Chordata; Mammalia; Rodentia; Cricetidae
Product: heat shock cognate 71 kDa protein-like
Exons: 1
Coding region: 1-552 (183 amino acids)
Biological process (GO): protein refolding; cellular response to unfolded protein; vesicle-mediated transport
Cellular component (GO): cytosol; nucleus; cytoplasm
Molecular function (GO): ATP-dependent protein folding chaperone; ATP hydrolysis activity; misfolded protein binding
Source: RefSeq, a predicted model, not a curated record